AUGUUUUUGUAUGGGGGGAUAGAGGAGGGAGAGGAGGGAGAGGAGGGAGAGGAGGGAGAGGAGGGAGAGGAGGGAGAGGAGGGAGAGGAGGGAGAGGAGGGAGAGGAGGGAGAGGUGAAUGUAUUAUUUUGUGUUAUAUUUUAUUUCAGUGGAAAGGGAAUUAUUGGGAUGGCGCUUUUGGUGAGGGAAAGGGGAGAAGGGGGGAAGAGAAAGAAAAAGAAAGCGGGAAAAGAAAGUUGGAGGAUGGGAGCAUGA
Messenger RNA from Sclerotinia sclerotiorum 1980 UF-70, 255 nucleotides. RefSeq lists its product with no specific name. Bases 1 to 255 code for a protein of 84 amino acids. The transcript is spliced from 2 exons. The record is from RefSeq and is a predicted model, not a curated record. Lineage: Eukaryota; Fungi; Ascomycota; Leotiomycetes; Helotiales; Sclerotiniaceae.